Molecule: messenger RNA, 3081 nt
Organism: Trichogramma pretiosum
Lineage: Eukaryota; Metazoa; Arthropoda; Insecta; Hymenoptera; Trichogrammatidae
Exons: 3
Coding region: 688-1515 (275 amino acids)
Source: RefSeq, a predicted model, not a curated record
GAGCUGGCUCGAGGCUUCAGUUAAGCGUGAGCUGUCACCAAGCGAGAAGCGAGCACUGACCAGCGCCGACGCUGCCGGGCGCGAGCUCUCCGCAAGGGAGCAAGCUGUUCAAGCUUGGAUUGAACCGUCAUUCCACGCCGAGUGUUCAUAUUCGUAAAACUCGUUGACUCGUCAGAGUAGAAAGAGGAAGGAUCGAAUUGCGUUUUGUUUUUCAAAGUAUUAUCAAGAUAUCCUCAUGUUGAUGGAGGCCCGAUUCCGUUCAGCUCCGACGUCGUCGUCGUCGUCGUUGUCGUCGCCACCGCCGUCAGCUAUGCUGCAGCCGUCCUCAACUACACCGAGUGAUCGUGCUUCGUCCUCAGCAGUGUCCUGUGCUGUUUUCGUCCCUGUACGGUGAUAAUUUACACUCGUGGGAGACUCGUGCUUAUUGUACACAAAAUAACCUAGUCGCGUGGUUACCAACAUCCACUUAAGAACUCGAAAAAAGAAAUCGAAUUACCACUUGAAAGCAACAUCGAUUACAGUGCGCGAUUCACACCACCGCAAGACUAAGUUUCAUUUCUGUGUGUUGUACUCGUCGAUCGUGUCCAAGGGCUUGAAAAAGGGAGCGAGUCGUUCUCUUCUUCUCCUGGAUACGCGUCAUUAUUACAUCGUCAACAUUGCCUCGACGCGAGGCAAAAGCCCAACAACAUGGCAAUGAUGACUAUGGCGCUAUUGCAACGCUUCGUGAUUUUCGUGGUCCUUCUGGCCACUGACCAGGCCGACCUCCUCACAGUCUCAUCACUGAGUCGAGAAGGAAUCAUACCAACGCCAUCGCCUGACAUCACAAAGCAGCAAUUACUGAUCAAGUUUUACAGCGACGUUAGUUACAACAGAGGCAGCAACAUCGCCCCUAGCACGACCAUCACUGACCUCAACGCAGGUACAGAAGACGAUAGGAACAGCAACAGCAGCAGCAGCAAUAAUAACAACAACAACGGCGGCAGCGAAGAGAGCAGUGACGAGAACUUGGCCAAGUUCGGAAGUUCCGACGUAGAUGCCGAUUACAAGAGCGCAUUCGACGAGCAAUCGGAGAUCAAACGCGAUGGCCAUCGUAGCAGCAACAGCAACGGCAACGACACCACCGGAGAUGGACAGAGCGGCCCCCUGGACCCGUGGUCGAUCGUCUGGUACAUCGGCUCGUUCGGCGGCCUCGUGGCCUUCUUCCUGAUCGUCAGCUGCUCGGAGUGGUGCUGCCGACAGGGCGCGCGACCGCUCACGGUGCCGUGCACGCAGCGCGGCGAGAUCAUCAACAUGCCGCACGACGCCGUGGCCGUGGACCUGUCGCAGCCGCCGCCGCCCUAUCACCUGUUCGCGCCGCCGUCCUACACGACCCUCGGCUACCCGGACAUCUCGAAGGACAAGCUGGCCGCGCAGAGCCAGGCCGGGAGCGGCCAGAGCGAGAAGCUCGACAUCUACGUGAUCACCCUGCCGCCGGAGCAGCCACCGCAGCCGCCCCAGCAGGCCUCGCCCGCCUAGAAGCGGGUCCUCCUGGUGGCCAAAUCCCGGCUGCUGGGAACGACGAGGCUACUCAUGCUGCUGCUGUCGCCGAACCCCGAGGAGAGUCGACGGGCGAGGCGCCGCGAGCGCAGACACCGGAGUAGCGACAGGCGGAUCGUCGACACCGACGACGACGAGGACAAAAAAACAGAGGACCGAUUGCAUCGGCCGAGUGGUGCGCGCUAUUGAAUCUCUUCCGAAGCGCAUAUCUUGCCGAUUGCGCGAGUGUGCCUGUGACCGUGCGAGACUGCGUGUGAAAGUGUGCCUGAGAGCGUGUGAAUGUGUGCCAUCCCGACAGCCACCCGAUGCAUUUCCGUUUUUUCGCUUGGCGAUUCGCGAGCGCCACUGACAGGACAGUGAAAAGCGAAGAGCAAAGCAAAAAAUACUAACAGUGAGAAUUAGUGAAUUAAGAAGAAACAGUGUGUGUGUGUUUCGGACGCCGGUGCGCGCAGUGAACGAAGGACGAGGCUCGAGAGCGAGAGUGCCUGCGUCGUCUCGCCGCUACGUACGCGUGUCGCGCCUGCAACGAGAUCGAUUAGCCGACACGGACACUGACGCGGAGUCGCAGCGGCGCGAUGAUGGAUGGACGGCUCGCGAUUCGGGGCUUUGUGACGAGCGCCAGCUGCAGCUAUUCGAGCUCGCCAAAGCAAAGCUCCUUAUCAUCCUCGAUGCUGCAUUCUCGACGCAUACGCGCUCCAUAGAUGAAGCUCCAAAGAAAAGCACCAAAGUGCACCGACAAAACUCUACAACUAUUUAUAGAUAAUUAUUAAGCGCACUAAAAUAUACCUAUAUAUUUAUAAAUGAAUAAGCAUAUUUAAGCCGACUUUUUACUGCAUUAUACAUACAUAGGAUAUAUAGCAUAUAUAGAAUUUAUAGCGUAUGUAAAUGGAGAAACUCGCUCAUAAUCGACUUUACCGAUGCGAUUUUGGCGAGGACUCCCUAAAAACGGCAACAAAUUUACGACAAAGAGAUAAAUUAUUUCUUCGUAUUGUAAUAGACUUUGCAUUGUAAUAUCAAUUACUCUAUGUCAUUUGUAUCUAGAAUACGUUGAAAUAUGCCGACUCUCAAUGAACUGAUAUCCUAAUUAUGUAGUAUAAUAUUAUUGAUAUUAGCUUUUUGUUAUAAUACUAUUGAUUUAUCAACAUUACUGUUAUUGUCGUCGAUAUAUUUAGCAUAAAUCCACUUGUGUGAAAUAAUGUGUUCACUAAGACAAAAGAUGUGGCACACACACACACACUUGUACACACAUAUUGUAUAUAGCCAUUGUAGUCGUGAAAUGAUAUUAUUUGACAUUUUUCAUUUUUCAAAGUAAUGUAAAAAGAGCCAAUUGAAAACAAUUUUAGCUUCUAAUAUUAAAAUGACUAGUUUAAUACGUGCUCAGUCUUUUUCAAUUUUAUGAACAUUAUCUGCUUUUGGUGAGUCAAAUGUUGAAAAAAAAAAAAAAAAAAGAAAAUGACUCGCAGAACUACACGAACAUUAGGUUUUUUUAAGAAAAAAUAAACGAAGACGAGUCGAAAGAAGUGACGUGAAAAAUUAAAAGAAAGA